Durotheca rogersii is the source of this 1505-nucleotide messenger RNA. RefSeq lists its product as uncharacterized. The transcript has a single exon. Bases 407 to 1213 code for a protein of 268 amino acids. NCBI's taxonomy places the organism in Eukaryota, Fungi, Ascomycota, Sordariomycetes, Xylariales, Xylariaceae. The record is from RefSeq and is a predicted model, not a curated record.
UACGCGCAAUAAGCCGACGACAUCAAAUUUCUUACGACCGAGUCCUCGUCGGUCUCUGUUAGGAAGUCGAUUAGCUACGUUGCCGUUGAAGUCCUGCCUAUCAAUACCUUAACUCAGAGUUGUUGUGGGUUCAGGACCUAGAGUUCGUAGGCGUGCCAAUUAUCCUCCCAAGGACAACGAUCAAACGGCUCUCGGUAAGGAGUUGGGUGCUCGUCGGGUAUAUAUGAGAUCCUAUCGACUACCUUUGACGAGAAGGUAAUCUAGAGCUCUCAACUCAAAGCGUUCACCUCAUCACAUAUUUUUCCAUAGACAUAAUAGCACUUUCCCCUGAGUUGCGUCCAACGUCCUCCCAAACCGACACACAGCUCAGCAGAUAACUCGGCUGCUAGUCUUGAUCCAUUCCAUCAUGCUGAAUUUGCAGAUUCUUGCCCUACUAGUAGGCGCAUCUCUGGUCGGCAGUGCUGCAGCGGUAGUCACCGAACGCGAUACGGCAACCACUGGCUUGGGAGCACUCGGUGCUCGGGCCACCACCAUCACCGCCGUGGAACCAUGCCCGUAUAUCGGCAGCACCUGUCCAGCCGGCGGCUUCAACGUCGAGUAUUACAGCAACCCCUUGGGUACUUAUGGCCGGGAGGGUUUCCCUUCGUCCUAUUACAUCACGGAUAGGCUCACCCCACUCAGCUCGUCUCUCACGAAUGUGACGGGGUUCGUCCAGGACGACAGUCCGGGAAACCCGACUGAUCCGGGCGUUACCCACCCCAACCCGGAGUUUCCGGAUGCCGCGGGCGCCUACUGGCCAGGUUGGACGCGAGACACGAACGGCGGAAUUGCCGUGGACGCCAACAAUUUUACCCUCGUCUAUUCAGGGUACUAUAAGGCACCCCUGUCGGGGACGUACACGUUCUGCACCUCGGCUGACAACCGGAACGAGCUCUACCUCGGCCACGGCAACGCGUUCAACUGCUGGAACGCCGUGGCCCCGGCGGACGGGGUCGAGCCGCUCGCCGUGGCUAUGGGCGGCAACUUCCAGAACCCCGAGGCUUGCGCGGACGUUGAGCUCGAGGCCGGCAAGUAUUACCCCGUGCGCAACGUCAUGGGUAACUGGCAAGGUCCUUCGGCCUUCAGCUUCACCGUCCGCGUGGCGGGCCUGCCGUGCUCGUCGAACGAGUUCGCCGGGCUCGUGUAUCCUCGUGAAUGCGCUCCCCUCGCCUAAAGGGGCGAAAAAGUGUGUGGGUGGUGGGGGAGAGCGAGUAAGGGAGAGGGGUUAGAGCAGCAAGGCUACUUGUGGGCAGGGGUAUAGGGAGAACCGACUGAAAAGUAUCGAUAUUUCGACGCUGAUUCUUUUUAUUGGGUUAUAGGUACCUUCGUUUCUAAUUGGCUGUAUUGUGCUGGUUCGGUUGAUGUCUGGUGAUAGAGCGAAUCUGUACAGGACAAUAUCUGCUAAAUUCUCUGUUCAUUAAUGUGCGAUACAAGCAUAGGCUGACCUACCUAGGUAGCAAAUGUAA